Molecule: messenger RNA, 1377 nt
Organism: Saprolegnia diclina VS20
Lineage: Eukaryota; Oomycota; Saprolegniomycetes; Saprolegniales; Saprolegniaceae
Exons: 1
Coding region: 13-1314 (433 amino acids)
Biological process (GO): regulation of exit from mitosis; positive regulation of cytokinesis; protein dephosphorylation
Molecular function (GO): protein tyrosine/serine/threonine phosphatase activity
Source: RefSeq, a predicted model, not a curated record
UUUUCGGCUGCCAUGGACACAGGAACCUUGCCGGAUGCAGUGCCGUUCGUCCCCGGGCUUCUCUAUUACGUGGCGGUCCGCGACACCGAGGUGCCGCGCCCGAGCCCGUCCCGCACCGUGUUUUCCAUUGACAAGCAGCUCUUGUAUGCCAAUUUCUACCUCGACUUUGGCCCCCUCAACCUCGGCCAAACCUUUCAAUUUUGCCACAUUCUCAACCACGAAGUGGCAAAAGCCAAGGCGUCGUCCAAAGAAAUUGUGUUUUACUCGGCCCACGAUGGCAAGCGGCGCGCGAAUGCCAUCUGUCUCUUGGGCUGCUGGGGCAUCCUCUUCAACGGCAUGUCGGCGGUGGACGCCUUUGCGCCGUUCCAUGGCCUCGCGCUGCCCAGCUUUCACGAUGCGACGCCGUCCAUUUGCCUCUUCAAGCUCACGGUGCUCGACUGUUUGCGCGGCCUCGAGAAGGCGCUGUCGUGCAAGUACCUAUCGCCCGAGACCUUCAACAUUGAAGAAUACCAGCACUACGAACAAGUCGAGCACGGCGAUUUGAAUUGGCUCUCGCCAAAGUUCAUUGCGUUUGCGGGCCCGUACGACGAGUACAAGCAAACGAUCGAAGGGUACAUCUCGCUCACGCCCGAGCAUUAUCUUCCGUACUUCAAAGCGCACAACGUGACGCUCGUCGUCCGGCUCAACGAAAAACUCUACGACGAGAAGCGGUUCCUUGACGCAGGGAUUGACCACCUCGAGCUCUAUUACCCUGACGGUGGCAACCCGCCCGAGGCCAUUUUGCUCCAGUUCAUCCAAGCCUGCGAAGCCACGCGCGGCGCGGUCGCGGUGCACUGCAAGGCCGGCCUCGGGCGCACGGGCACAUGCAUUGGCGCGUACAUUAUGAAGCACGACAAGUUCUCGGCCAAAGAGUGCAUUGGGUGGCUGCGCCUCUGUCGCGCCGGCAGCGUCAUUGGCCCGCAGCAGCAGUACAUGGAGUCGAUCGAGAAGAAAAUGUGGCUUGCCAAGCGCCCAAUGACCGACGACGACGAUGCUAACAACGACGGAAGCUCGGCCGAGUCGCACAUUGUCGCGGUGUCGCCAUGCAAAACCAAGCAGCGCACAAGUGCCAACAUCUUCCGGUCGAGUUCCCCAGCGGUCGUUGUGCCGGGUGCAUCGUUGGUCAAGGCCAACCGCGCGGCACUGGCGCUGAGUCUCCCGGUCAAUGUCAACGCUGUCAGUAGUGCCACAGCGAUGGAACCGUCGCCCAAAACCCAAGGUGACAACCUCAUUGAGCUCAAGCACGGCCGGCUCAAGAGCCCCGUCAAGCCGUAAACAGAAAAAAAUGAACAAAUUUCGCAUUAUUUGCUAUGUAUGGAUAAUAUUGUCUUGUUGCCA